Umbelopsis ramanniana AG is the source of this 911-nucleotide messenger RNA. RefSeq lists its product as uncharacterized. The record is from RefSeq and is a predicted model, not a curated record. Gene Ontology annotation, molecular function: structural constituent of ribosome; rRNA binding. Gene Ontology annotation, biological process: translation. The transcript has a single exon. Lineage: Eukaryota; Fungi; Mucoromycota; Umbelopsidomycetes; Umbelopsidales; Umbelopsidaceae. Gene Ontology annotation, cellular component: mitochondrial large ribosomal subunit; ribosome. The coding region runs from base 32 to 733 and encodes 233 amino acids.
UCAAAAUUUACCUUUUGAUUGUUUUGCAUCAAUGUCAUUGCGACCGUGUGUACUCUCAAGGCUCACUGCCCAUAAAUCAAUAGUGACCAUAGUAGCGAAGAAAAACUUCACCUCCACUUCUGCUUCGCUUUCCCACAUUGGCCGAAAAGUCCUUACAUUUCCAAAAGAAGUCAGCGUCGAGCAUGACACCACACCCAUUACAAACCCUCGCAUUCCAUCAGAACUGAACAACACAACACUUCAUGUUAGUGGUCCUCUCGGCAAGCACAGUUUGCCCAUCAAACCAUUUGUAAAUUUGAAUAUCAAGACUGGUCAAGCAGAAGGUGAAGACAGUGAGGUGUCAGUGAGCGUUGCCGACCCAGAUAUCAAAGAACAACGAUCAAUGUGGGGAACAACCCGAGCAUUGAUCAACAACCUCAUUGUUGGAGUAACAGAAGGUUACAAAGUACCUAUAAGACUGGUCGGUGUCGGUUACAGAGCCACCCUUGAAAACAACAACCGCAAGCUCUCCUUGAAGCUCGGCUACUCUCAUCCAGUUGAGAUGGCAUUGCCUGAAGGCGUUACAUGCACCAUUCCGCAACCCAAUAGACUUAUUUUGCAAGGAAGCGAUCUUCAACAAGUUAAGGAAUUGGCAGCGAAAAUUCAGAGAUGGAGAAAGCCAGAACCAUACAAUCAAAAGGGUAUCUUCAUUGCUGAUGAAACUAUCAAGAAGAAGGAAGGCAAGAAGAAAUAGAAUAACCCCCUGUAGAAUAAUAUGAACCACUGGUAUAGAUGGAGGCAUUCUUGUAUUGAAUAAGUUUUUAUCUUAAAAAAAGAAAAAAGAAAGAAAAUGCAAUUAUUUUUUUUUAAAGAGUACGCACGCACGUUCGUCAUAAUGGCUUAAGUGAGAUCUUGAUCUUUGCGGGAAGCUC